AAUCGAACCUCACCAACCGAUUCCAUAUAUUCUUCUAUUUAAUCGUCACUCCAAAAUUUCUUUGAACAUUUUUUUACUCUUUAUCACUUCAUUUCUUCCCUCCCCACCGUUUCGCCGCGUUCGCCAUUCUUCUUCCUCUCUUCUUUCUGCCUUUCUCUGUUUCAGUUUCACAAUACACUCCUUGAAAAACCAUCUUUUUUUUUCCUGGGUUCUGUUUCACUUCCAUUAAACUGGCGGUGAUGGCUACUCCGACAACAAGGACUUGGGUUUUUCCUAAGAGUAAUCACCGUGAAGAUACUUGGUUUGAUUUUAUGUCGGUGGGUGUGGGACGUGGGUGCAGAAAGAAUCUGCGGCGGUGGACGAUCAAAGGCCCGAUGCGCUGUGAGAGUGGGAGAAGGAAAUUGAAUACGGGAUUGGCGGCGGGGAAAGUCUGCAACCGGGAGGAGGUCAAAACAACCGCCGAGGGGCCGGAAAUUGAGACUAAAAAUGAUGCAUAUUAUAAUAAAGUUACUGAAGAAGACAGGAGAUUUAUUGAAGAAUUCAGAGAAGCUUAUCCCUAUAUUUUCUCUCAUAUAGGCCGUACUUUUGUCGUCGUUAUAUCGGCCGAAAUUGUAGCCAGUCCUCGCCUCCAUGCCUUGCUUAAGGACAUUGCUUUUCUUCACCAUCUUGGAAUCAGAUUCAUUCUCGUUCCAGGGACCCACGUUUUAAUUGACAAACUUUUGGCGGAGAGAGGAAGCAAGCCGAAUUUUGUUGGUCAAUACAGAGUUACUGAUAACCAAUCUCUAGCAGCUGCAAUGGAAGCGGCUGGAGGUAUCCGGGUGAUGAUUGAGGCAAAGCUUUCACCCGGACCUUCUAUCUGCAAUAUCCGUAGACAUGGAGACAGCAGACGUUGGCAUGAAGUUGGUGUAAGCGUUGUUAGUGGCAACUUUCUUGCUGCUAAGAGAAGGGGAGUUGUUGAUGGUGUUGAUUAUGGGGCAACGGGUGAAGUUAAGAAAGUAGACGUAGCUCGCAUGCGUGAGAGGCUUGAUGGUGGUUGUAUAGUUAUAUUGAGCAACCUUGGUUAUUCUAGUUCUGGCGAAGUUCUGAAUUGCAAUACAUAUGAGGUUGCGACAGCUUGUGCCUUGGCUAUUGGAGCUGACAAACUUAUAUGCAUUAUUGAUGGUCCCAUUCUAGAUGAAGCUGGACGCCAUAUUAGUUUUCUAACUCUUCAAGAAGCAGACAUGUUAAUUCGUGAAAGGGCUAAGCAAUGUGAGAUUGCUGCAAAUUAUGUGAAAGUUGUUAGUAAGGAAGAUUUCACUCGGUAUAAUGAUUCAAAUGGGAGUAUUCAUCUGCAGAAUGGAAAGGCUUCUUUGGAAGAUUAUACUCCAUUCCAGAAUGGGGUAGGUUUUGGCCCUAAUCAUAUGCCAGUAUUUCAAAACGGAGUUGGUUUUGGUCAUGGAACCGGGCUUUGGUCCUCUGAACAGGGGUUUCCCAUUGGAGGUGAGCGGAAUAGCCAUAUGAAUGGUUACCUCUCAGAAUUGGCUGCUGCAGCUUUUGUUUGCCGGGGUGGUGUUCAAAGAGUACAUUUGCUAGAUGGCACUAUUGGAGGAGUUUUAUUGCUUGAAUUGUUUAAGAGAGAUGGAAUGGGCACUAUGGUAGCCAGUGAUCUUUAUGAGGGAACACGAAUGGCCAGAGUGUCUGAUCUUCGUGGAAUUAGACAAAUUAUACAACCUUUAGAAAUGGCUGGUACCUUAGUUCGUAGAACUGAUGAAGAGCUACUUAAAUCAUUGGACUCGUUUGUUGUUGUUGAGAGAGAAGGUCAAAUCAUUGCAUGUGCGGCUCUCUUCCCCUUCUUUGAAGAGAGAUGUGGAGAGAUUGCUGCCAUUGCAGUUUCUGCAGAGUGCCGAGGACAAGGGCAAGGCGACAAAUUGCUUGAUUACAUGGAAAAGAAGGCCGCCUCACUUGGACUGGAUAGGCUCUUUCUGCUGACAACACGAACGGCAGACUGGUUUGUGAGGCGUGGUUUCUCAGAAUGUUCAUUUGAAUCAAUACCUGAAAAGAGGAGAAGUAAGAUAAAUCUAUCUCGAAAAUCGAAGUACUACAUGAAGAAGCUGUUGCCAGAUAGGAACAGGAUUGGUAGCGUCGAUAGAGCGUUUGCUUGAGGAUUGACGGAGCCUUGAAGAAGCAGUAUUUCAUUCUAUAUGUUGGUCAGGGAGGAAUAAAAUAUACCUCGACCAUAAGAAAGCAAAAUUUCCUCUUGAUUCUCACGGUCCUUGUUUUAUCCUUAUCAAUUGUCAGUCGUCACCUUGUCUUACCCGCAUGGGUGGUCAUAUGUAUUUGUUUACCAAGACAUGUAUAUAUUCUGCUGAAAAAUAUUUGAUUAUAGGUCUCCUUAUAAAGUUUUGAUUGUCUA
This is a messenger RNA of Cucumis melo (muskmelon), 2392 nucleotides long. Its product is annotated as probable amino-acid acetyltransferase NAGS2, chloroplastic. Gene Ontology annotation, biological process: L-arginine biosynthetic process. The record is from RefSeq and is a predicted model, not a curated record. NCBI's taxonomy places the organism in Eukaryota, Viridiplantae, Streptophyta, Magnoliopsida, Cucurbitales, Cucurbitaceae. Gene Ontology annotation, cellular component: cytoplasm. The coding region runs from base 240 to 2141 and encodes 633 amino acids. Gene Ontology annotation, molecular function: L-glutamate N-acetyltransferase activity, acting on acetyl-CoA as donor. The transcript has 10 exons.